Messenger RNA from Paramisgurnus dabryanus, 1732 nucleotides. Lineage: Eukaryota; Metazoa; Chordata; Actinopteri; Cypriniformes; Cobitidae. The record is from RefSeq and is a predicted model, not a curated record.
ACAUAUGCUGUUAGCGGGUCUCCUUAGCGCUGCUUUAUUAAACCUCUCCCUCUCUCGACGUCAGCUUUUUGGAACUCGAGCAAGGAAAAGUUUGGGGAGAAAAAGUACACUGUUGUCUAUGUAUGGAUGAAUACUGAACGACUCUCUACAGGAGAGAAAAACAGUGCAGUCUAUCCACAAAUGGCGAGUGCGUGGCAUCCGCAUUAAAAACCUGCGGUAAACUGGGACCUGAAGCAAACAUUGCAUUGAUUUCUGGAAAUAUUUUGUAAUCUCUAAUCGGAGAGAGGCAGCGUAUCGAAACGGAAUUUCCCGGUGACAGUUUUCAAGAGAAAAGAAAUCCAUGAAGUUUAAAACGAGAACGAUUCUCGAUCUGGAGGACUUUAAAACGUCUACUUUUGUUUGUGGUUGUUUGUUAGUAAGGAAACAAAGGGUAUUUUGAACUUUCUUAAAAGUUAACAAACUCGAAAAGAACAAUGGCAAAGAAAUACGACUUCCUUUUUAAAUUGCUGCUGAUUGGUGAUAGUGGUGUUGGCAAGACGUGUUUGAUCAUCCGUUUUGCGGAGGAUAAUUUUAAUUCAACAUACAUUUCAACUAUUGGUAUUGACUUUAAAGUGAAAACCAUUGACGUUGAGGGCAAGAAAGUAAAACUUCAAGUCUGGGACACAGCAGGACAGGAGAGGUUUAAGACCAUCACUACUGCUUACUACAGAGGAGCCAUGGGCAUCAUUCUUGUGUAUGACAUCACUGAUGAGAAAUCCUAUGAGAAUAUUCAGAACUGGAUGAAGAGCAUCAAAGAAAAUGCAUCAGCAGGUGUAAGUCGUAUGUUACUGGGCAACAAGUGUGACAUUGAGGCCAAAAGGAAAGUGUCGAAGGAGAUUGGUGAGAAGCUUGCAAAGGAACAUGGAAUUCGAUUCUUCGAGACUAGUGCAAAGUUAAGCAUCAACGUUGAGGAGUCGUUUCUCUCUCUUGCUCGGGACAUUUUGCUGAAAUCAAAUAAGAAGUCGGGUCCAACUGGUCGAGAGGUUAAACUUACCAGCACAGAGAAAAAGUCCUCCAAAUGUCUUCUUCUUUAGAUGUGCUCACUAUGCACACGGAACACCGCAGUGUUAAUAACAGAUUUGCAAAGUGAACAUUGAAUGCUAUUGCUAAUAGGAAGUGGUGAUGUGGAAUAUUUGAUAGGAAAUAUGAAACCGGUUUUUGCUUUCAUGUAUUUAGAGGAAAAUCACAUUAUAUUUCAUGUAUGUAUUUUUGCACUACACAACAAAAACAGUUCAUUAGUUAGGUUAGAAUGAUUGGUUUUAUUUGCACAAUAAGUUUUGCUCACUUCAGUGUUAUUUCAAGUGUAGACAUAGACAAAAACAACCCUUUGAAUAAUGUAUUAAAAAUGUAGUUGUAUCUCUUAAAAUGUAUUAAUAGGUACAGGUGAAAUUUAGCCAAAUUUGAGAACCACUUUGCAAUUUUUGGGUUGUUUCAAAAUGGCUGACAAACAGUUUGAGUGUUUGCUUGUUUAAGACCUCUAAACAUAGAAUGGCGUAAGUGAUGUUAGGACGUUGAAUGAGUGAUGUGAGAACAGAAGUGAUGGAAGUAUUCUACUGAAAAUUUACAUUUUACACCCUUAAGUCUCUUUUUAUUCUUUCAAGUGCUUUGGUGCCCUAUUCUAUUUUUUAUAUGCUUUCCAACAGCUUACUCUAUACUUGUAUAUUGAAUUGCUUUUAAUAAAGAACAAUGUUAA